Molecule: messenger RNA, 510 nt
Organism: Protopolystoma xenopodis
Lineage: Eukaryota; Metazoa; Platyhelminthes; Monogenea; Polystomatidea; Polystomatidae
Source: the annotation of a GenBank genome assembly
AUGCAAGAGAAAGACGGUCUAAAUUGGCUUGUUUUCCUUAACAAAUACGGCCUUCAUGGGAUUUUAGCGGAUGAUCUCGGCCUAGGAAAAACCUUACAAACCCUUUGCCUUCUUGAUCUACACCAUCAUCAUAUCAAGUCGAGUUGUGGUAGCAUCUCAAAGAUGAAGGAAUCAUGUGAGACCACGCUCGAUGCGCCUUCAUCCUCCAUUAAGGUUGUAAAAGAGGAAGCUGACUAUGACUCACACACUUUGCACUCCAGGGACCUUCUCAAAUGUCAAACUUUUUCAGGAAGUUCUACAAAUAGUGCCCUUUAUUCAUCAAAUCCCAGUACAUAUCAUUUGGGCCUGCGCCCCAUAUCACUUGUAAUCUGUCCUGCUACUCUCACCAGACAUUGGCUGGCAGAGAUACACAAGUUUCUUUUGCCUGAGGCUGUUGCUCCUGGCGCUGGGCAUCUUCAGCCAGUACUAUAUCCAGAAGACAGGAAAUCUAAAAGAGACUGUGGAAUGUAA